UCUUUAGGCCCGAUGCCCCCGAACUCCUUUCAAAAGCCGGAAACGGCUUUGAAACGGGCACAGGAGUUGAUUCAGGUUGGGAAGGAAUCCGACGCUCUCGAUACGCUUCACGACACUAUCAAGGCACGCCGAUACAAGCAAUGGACGCAAACUCACGAACAAAUAAUGAUGAAGCAUGUGGAGCUAUGUGUUUUGCUCAAAAAACCACAUGUUGCCAAAGAUGCAUUGUUUCAAUACAAGACAUUAACUCAUCAGGUUGCUGUAAAAUCACUGGAGACGGUCAUAGAACAUUUCUUACAAAUGGCUGAGCAGAAAACUGAGGAAGCUCAGAAAACUUCGAUAGAGAAAGUAGAAGAAAUUGAUGACCUUGAUCAAGGCGAUGUACCAGAAACAUUACUUUUAUCCGUUGUAUCUGGCGCUGCUGCUCAAGACCGAAUGGAUAGAACUGUGCUAGCGCCCUGGCUUCGAUUUCUUUGGGACUCUUAUAGAAACUGUCUUGAGCUGCUACGAAAUAAUGCGCAGGUGGAGCACUUGUACCAUCGCAUCACUAGAAAAUCGUUCCAAUUCUGUUCGAAGUAUCAGCGACGUACUGAAUUUCGCAAACUCUGCGAACUCCUUCGUCUACACUUGAAUCAAAUACAGAAGCAUCAGUAUCUCGCUCAUGUAGUGAAGCUUAGCUCUCCCGAGUCGCUUUCUAUGAUGCAAGAAACUCGACUAUGUCAACUAGAUACGGCAAUACAAAUGGAACUUUGGCAAGAAGCGUACAGAAGUGCCGAAGACGUCCACGGCAUGAUGCAGCUGAGCAAAGACAAAGACAAACGUAUGGUAAAACCAGCUAGUUAUGUCAGUUACUACGAUAAGCUAGCUUUGGUAUUUUGGAAAGCAGGAAAUAGUCUAUUCCAUGCUGCAGCCUUGCUACAAAAGUUUAUUAUCUACAAGGAUAUGAAAAAGUCCUUUACCGCUGACGAAGCUCAAGAACAAGCCAGCCGCGUUUUGCUUGCCACAUUGUCCAUCCCCGAUGGCGCAGAUGCUCCAUCGGAUCUUACUCGUCACCUCGAUAUCGAGGAUCAGCAUCUCACCAAUAUAAGAUUAUUGUCCAACCUGUUGCGUUUGCCUAUUGCUCCCACUCGAGCAGGUCUGCUGAGAGAAGCUGCACGCCUGGGUGUACCGGAUGUGGCGUCAGAAUCCACUAAUGCCUUGUACAAACUCCUCGAGAAUAAUUUUGCCCCGUUGAGGCUUGCGCAAGAAGUAGAAGCCCAGUUGGUAAAAAUCGAUCGUCCUGACCAUCUUCAAUACGUAGAUGCGCUGAAAGAAGUUGUGGCAACGAAGGCGCUGAAACAGAUAUCUGUAAUCUAUGACUCAAUAAGUUGGAGUAGAGUGCAGAAGAUUAUUCCAUUUUACAAUGAAAUGGAGCUCGAACGUCUUGUUGUGGAUGUCAGCAAACAUCGAUUUGUCAAGGCUCAAAUCGAUCACCGCAGUGGCUGCAUACGCUUUGGCGCUGCAGACGUAACACUAGCUGGAGGAGUUGAUUUGGAAGAGGCUGACGGCUUUACAGGAGAUGAUACCCAGCUUGGUGUGGAAGGCAUUCGCACACAUCUGGAGUUGAUGUACAACAAGCUUCGCUCAACUGUUGAGUUACUUGAUGGAGACAAGCGUACUGAGGCUUUGAUUGCGAGAGUGAAACAUCAUGCGAUUAAUUACGAGCGUACAAAGAAUAGCAAGCAGGAGACCGAUCGUAUAUUAGAGCGUCGCCGCAAGAUUGAAUAUUACAAGGAAACAUCGGAGCGUGUAAAGGCUGAACGAUCACAGCAAGCUGCGGCCGAACUGGCGAAGCGUGAAGAGGCUAAACGUGCUGAAGAAAUGAAACGACUUGAGCAAGAGAACAUCGAAAGCGAACGAAGGCGAAGGCUCGCCGAACAGGAAGAAGUGCAAAGAAAGAUCAAGCAAGAUCAGUUGCGAAGGAUGCAAAAUACCGCCAUCUACCAAGCCAUUGUUCGAGAAAAGGGAGAACAAGUCUUCAAAGAUAUGGAUCCCGAAGCUGUGCUCAGAGAACAGAGGCAACGUUUGGAUAAAGAAAGAAUGGAGACUCAACGUCGUCUUCAACAGCAAGAUAAGACGUUUGACCACUAUAUACGUGCGCUUCACUUGGAAGAGAUGCUAGAAAGAAAGGCCGUUAUGAUGAAACGCAUGCAAGAAGCUCCCAAACUGCAUGAGAAUUACGAGAACAGAAGAAUACAGAAAGCCAUCGACGAUCAUAAUAAUGCCGUGCAGAUGUGGGAACGUCUAGAUGAGAUCCGUAAAGAAGCUAAAGACUGGAUUGCACUAGUCAAAGAGGAGAACGCAGAAGACUUUGCUAAAAAGACUGCUGAUUGGAAGACCAAGUUGAAUGCAGUAAGAGCCGCUCGUCUUCAAGAAAGAGCAGAGCAACGCAAGAAGGAACGACGAGAGAAGUGGGCACGGGCUAAGAUUGAUGAGGAGCGUCGUCGUCGCGAAGAAGAAGAACGCCAGCGUCAGCAGUUGAUAGACGAACAACGACGAGCAGCUAGGGAGCCUAGGGGACCAAAUAGGCGUGAAAUGGAUAUGGAUUCGAAAGCAAUGGCCGAUUCCGAUUGGCGUGGUGGAAUGCGUGAGCGUCAAGCUAUUCCGACCCGUCCAAUGCCGGGUCGCGAUCGUGAUCUAGGUGAACGUCCACCAAUGCGCGAACGGGAGAACAUCAUAUCUGAAGCCGAUAGGGACAGCUCUUGGAGGCGUGGUAUGAGUACAGGACCGGCUGCACCGCCACCUCCAUCGAGAUUCCCCGAACGUGAACGUGAACGUGCAACUCCUGCGCCAUUGACCAACGCAGAUAAAGACACAUCAUGGCGAAGCAAUCUGGCUCCUGCGCCUCCUCCACCUGCUUCAGAGACUACUCCGCCGCGUCGGGUUGGACCCCCUACUGGUGGCGCACCUGAAGGUACUUGGGCACGUGGUAAUGUUGUUAGAAAGGAUUCUGCAGCCGCGAAUGCUCCUGCAGCUACCAAACCAUCAGAAGGUAAAUUCAUCCCAUCGAGGUUGCGAAACCAGGCUGCACAACAAGGAGGAGUACCACCUCGAGACAUGGGACAGAACCGUGACAAUAGGAGGGUUGGUCGUGGUAUGGGAGCUGAGAACGAUACGAAUUGGCGAAGAAAAUGAUGGUUAUCUUUGUUGUUGGUUGGUUUAUAGUUACUUGUCUUCUCACCGCCUAUUCUUCGUACACAUCCUAUUAGUACUGUUAACUGUUGAUCCUUCGCUUAUUAAUCUAUUCAAAGCACGUCUUUUUUGUUGUUUUGUAUCAGCCGGUAGCGUUCGCGAGUGGUGUCAAAGUUCUAUCUGUUAGGUGUGCGUUUCGUUUUAUUUGAGAAAAGCUGUUGAAUUAAUUACAAUGUCUUUAUUCACAUUCAAUACAAAUAAAUAUCUGAUUUGAAUGCUUAAAGGGGGUUGAGAUAUUGUAAGAUUGAGUUGACGAUUGUAACUAUGUAUGGAAGUUCGACGC
This is a messenger RNA of Cylicocyclus nassatus, 3514 nucleotides long. NCBI's taxonomy places the organism in Eukaryota, Metazoa, Nematoda, Chromadorea, Rhabditida, Strongylidae. The record is from the annotation of a GenBank genome assembly.